CCUUUUCUAGGGCGCAACAAACAAGCCGUCCAUAUAAAACCGGUUUGCAAGGUACGUUUUAGUUAGUGUAUUUACAGGAGCCUGUAAGCAGGUCAAAGGAAAAAGACUACUCACGAUGUGGCUGUAUCUGGUGGCUGUUUUCGUCAUCCUGGCGUCAGUAUGGCUGUGGCAGAGGAUAGACAGUUUCCGUGUGUUCAAGAAGAUGGGAAUCAACGGUCCUCCGCCAAACCUCAUAUUCGGAAAUUUCAGACAGAUAAUGUCCCAGCCAGUUUGGAUGGCAUACAGAAAGUGGGAACAGCUCUAUGGAAAAACGUUUGGGGUCUUCUUCCUCAGUUCUCCCAGUAUAGUGACCUCAGAUGUCGAUUUUCUGCAAGAAGUCUUUGUCAAACAGUUCAGUAAUUUUCACCAAAGAGCAAUUCCUAAUUCAAUAGACACGGAAGAUGAAGAAACACAGAUGGUUUUCGCGAAAGGAAAACGAUGGAAGCGCUUACGUGUAAUAAUCAACCCGACCUUCUCCUCCCUCAAAUUGAAACAAAUGGCGCCAAUGAUCCAGGAGUCGGUGAACAGUUUCAUAGAUUCAAUGGAGAAGCGUUGCCAGGAAGAAAAACCGUUCGAUAUCCACGGUGAAUUCCAAGGCCUUACCCUGGAAGUCAUUGGCUCAUGUGGCUUUGGUCUCGAGAUUAACUCAGUGCGAGAUAACACGUCACCAUUUUUGGCAGCAUGUCGUAAAGUGUUCAGCACGUCACUGAUGAUGAAGUGGCCAAUGUUAAUUUCCGAUCUUUUCCCAUCGUUGACCGGUCUAGCCAAGGUGUGGAACAAAUAUCUGAUGAGAAAGACGAGACAUGACAUAAAUGUACUUGCCAGGGCUGCCGUACAGUCCAGAUUAAAUGAUCCAAAGUCUCGACGCGUGGAUCUUCUACAGCUAAUGUUGGACGCCAGAACUGACAAUCUGGACUCGACUGUACCCCAAGCGAUGACGGACAGUGACGUAAUAACAACACAAGAGGGAGGCGAAACGGGUCAGCAGAACGACUCUUCGUCAUCUCAAAGAAGAAUUACACAGAAGGCCAAACUCACAGAAAAGGAGAUCCAAACGCAGUGUUCGUCGUUUCUGUUGGCUGGAUAUGAAACCACCAGCACCGCCCUGGCCUACGCCGCCUACCACCUAGCAACGAGUCCAGAGGCGCAGAAAGCUCUCCAGGAGGAGGUAGACCAAUACUGCAUUGGAGAGGGUCCUCCAUCGUAUGAGACCAUAAGUAAGAUGCAGUAUUUGGACAUGUUCCUCAAGGAAACGCUACGACUACACCCUGUCGCUUCAGUUGGACCAGAGAGAACAGCCGAGGAAUCAUGCACAGUGAUGGGUGUUCACAUUCCCAAAGGCAUGAGUGUCCGCUGUAACAUAUACAGUAUCCACAUGGAUCCCGAUCACUGGGGACCCCCAGAUCCCAGCCUCUUCUGUCCUGAACGGUUCACAGCAGAGAGGAUUGCUAAGCGUCACCCUAUGGCCUGGCUUCCAUUUGGGGCAGGCCCCAGAAACUGCAUUGGUAUGAGGUUCGCCCUGAUGAAGGCCAAGAUGACCUUGGCGUGUCUCGUGAAGAAGUUCAGCGUUGAGAGCUGUUCAGAGACGCAGAUCCCACUGGUUCACGUAGCCAAGAGCACAGUGCAGCCAGAGAAAGGUGUCACCGUGCGUCUUACAAGGCGGAAUGUAGUGGUCAAUAAUACUGAAUAAUAGACAUUAACUGAACGUAUUCACAAGGUUCCAUAGCACGUGUCAUAAUUGUCAAUAUCUGUCAGCAAGACUUAGCUUACAUACUUUUUCAAUUUAAUCAACAUACUUUUUAUAGAGAUAUUAUUUCACAAUGCGUUUUAAAACAAUGUGCAGCGUAACUCCAGCUAUCCAAUAUGAGAUGUCUGUACACAUACCAAUAUACAGUGAUGAAUAUAACAAAUAUGUUUUCAUUUUUCAUAUAAAA
This is a messenger RNA of Lingula anatina, 1973 nucleotides long. RefSeq names its product cytochrome P450 3A29-like. Lineage: Eukaryota; Metazoa; Brachiopoda; Lingulata; Lingulida; Lingulidae. The record is from RefSeq and is a predicted model, not a curated record. Gene Ontology annotation, molecular function: heme binding; steroid hydroxylase activity; oxidoreductase activity, acting on paired donors, with incorporation or reduction of molecular oxygen.